AUGUCCCUACAAAACAUUCGCAACUUCUCCUCUAGUGCUGGUCGAAAACUCCUCAAACUCGUUGGCAAAGUUACUUUGGAGGAUGUUCGAUCUGUCAAUGGGCCCAAAGUCAUGUCUGCUAACCAUCAACAGUAUAACACUGCAGCUGGAUACGAGAUUCAGGGAGAAAUGGCUCAUAAGUCCUCCAAAGACCCUUCGGACCCCGACGACGUCCUUACGAUCGCAUUCUACAGCCAAAAUGGCACUCGGCUUCUAAGCGGUCAUGUUCAUGAGAAUGGGACGUACAAGCUCGCCGAGAGCCGUGCAGGAAAAGGCAAGGGGCCUAAGUAG
Molecule: messenger RNA, 330 nt
Organism: Penicillium verrucosum
Lineage: Eukaryota; Fungi; Ascomycota; Eurotiomycetes; Eurotiales; Aspergillaceae
Exons: 3
Coding region: 1-330 (109 amino acids)
Source: RefSeq, a predicted model, not a curated record